CUCCGUAAUGCCCAGCUCCCCCUCCUGUUCUUCGAACACAUCUCGAAUGCAGUUUUCAUUUCAACAAAAGAGAAAACUUCCGCCCUCAGUGUCAUCUAAACCUUUCAAAAGACUUUCCGCGCAUCGCCAGCAGCAGUCAUGGGAAGAGGAAUACUUUGCCGGCACCGAGGCCAUUGUCGGGGAAGAAAGAAGAUGGAUAUCUGAUAUAGAGCAAACGUCGUUGCGAUUCUCUACCACGCUACACUUUGUCGGACCCCUAAAUCAGCCUCCAUCCGAGACGCCCGCUCAAGUAUGGCUUACUCAAGGACACAGCAAAUAUGCCGUCAAAUUGUUCAAACCUUAUACGGAUGAAGAUGCAAAAUCUCAGCUGGCACACCUUCCUGAUCCAAAGCCGAGUCUCCAGAAGGUUAAGCAUGAUUACAGCCCGUUCCUCCAGGAGAUGAAAGCUUACGAACGUAUACGCAAAUUUUGCCCGGAAUCUCAGCGACAUUUCUUCCUGACUUAUCAUGGUACAAUCGACAUACCUCGGAGUUCUGGUCACCACCAAGGGGUUGUGAUCGACCUUCUCCAACUUGGGAUUGAGAACCGCCGGCUACAAUCGGCAAGUGUUCCUGAAGGUUUUCGACCACAUCUCGAUAGUCUACGGCUUGCGCUCGUGGAUAUGGACUUGUCGGAAGUUGAAGAAAGAUGGUAUCUUAGCGUGUUGAAGAGUCGGCUGAAAAUGGUGACGGCCUUACAUGCGCUUGGUAUCUCUCAUGGCGACAUAAAAAGUGAUUGCUUUGGACUGCCAGUCUCUCUACACGACAUUGCCUUGUACGACUUCAGUCGCUCCUACACUUUCACACCGGAGCGUCCCUGCCGACUUCGACUACGACCGUUGAAGCGGGAGGUGGAUGUUGAGCGCCGCCAUGUUCGGGAGACAGUUUUGGAUUUGGCUAAAUCCGCUCGAUUAUUGCACCACUUCGCGACACUCUUAAAUACGACAGCAGAAAAGGCGCGCGACAUGCUCCGUAUACGUGUCCCUCGUCAUUUACUUCCAACGGAACUUUCCGUUGUAAGGCUAUCUAUUAUCCUCGAAAAUAGUGAUCCGUUCUUUCCUUCGCUCUCCUCUAUCCUACCAUUUUUAGAGCCGACGGCGUCGGGAAGACCGGCGGAAUGGACGGUGACGAUGGUAAAGCAUCUUGACGACUUUGUGUGCGUGUCCUACUCUGAGAUGAAGGACUGCGCCGUUCCAUCAAAGAGCUUCAUACUGGCGUCUCUCGUGUCUUCAGGUGGUGUUAUUAUCGAGCAACUCAGCUUACUUUGUCCCCAUGGAAGCCCGCCUAGCAAGUCCGCUUUCGCAUUACUACCUAGCACUUGGCUCGGAACUCUAGAUACCAGACGGCUUGUCUGGAUCCUUCUCCACUCGCCGUCAUUUUGUGGGACUGAGAAGACGGUGACCGUUCUAGAUCGGCAGCAGCUCGAUACCGAGAUGAAAGAAGUCCAUUAAACGACAUCAGGUCUAUACUAUCAAGGUCUACGAUGCCUUUCCGAAGUACCCUGCUCCCGUGUCGAAUCCUUCCUACUUGUAGAAGACUGGCCGAGAUCCCCAGGGGGCUCUUUCCGUUUCUCUGCCACCUUCUGCUGCUCACCAAAGAUUGGUUCAUAAUGAUCAGAUAAAGCCCGCUCCUCUGCUGCCAGUCGAACUAAGCAGUAGAGAUGAAGGUUGAUAGUAUUCUUUGAGUUCCCAUGAUCCCAUGGUGUAAUCACCACUUCCAGCAUAGCUACAUCUGCAUCCCGCGGCUCCGG
Molecule: messenger RNA, 1788 nt
Organism: Cladophialophora immunda
Lineage: Eukaryota; Fungi; Ascomycota; Eurotiomycetes; Chaetothyriales; Herpotrichiellaceae
Exons: 4
Coding region: 8-1489 (493 amino acids)
Source: RefSeq, a predicted model, not a curated record